AAGUACAAAAAAUAUCUUAAAAACUAGAAAGUGAAAACUCAGCUGAACAGAGCUCAGCCAUGGCCAUGGCCUCCUCAACACUCCUAUACUUACCUCCAAAACCUCCAUCGACAUCUCUCUCCUCUUUCCUUCCCAUCCCAAACCCUAACCCAAGAUUUCUCAACCCAAACCUCCAUGGCAACUCAAGAUUACUUCUCCCCAAAACACCCUUCUCCUCUUCCAGAAACGGAAGCGAAACCAACUGCCCUGUUCCAUCAGACCAGCAGCCCAUAAACGAGUACCAAACCCUAUCCACCUCCUUCCCCUUCUCGUGGGCCUCCGGCGACUUCGUCGAGUACUGCUCUCGCUUGGUUGUCACCGGAGCCUCUUUCGCUCUCCUUGUUGGCCUCCCUGUCGCCUGGUUCGGCGCCGCCGGACCCAACUCCGAGCCGGUGAAGCGGUUGCUCUGCGUUGUCUCGAGUGGGCUUAUUGUGGUUACGCUUGCCGUUGUACGGAUGUACCUUGGCUGGGCUUAUGUGGGCAAUCGAUUGCUUAGUGCCACUGUCGAAUAUGAAGAGACAGGGUGGUAUGAUGGUCAGAUGUGGGUUAAGACUGCUGAAGUUUUGGCACGCGAUCGGCUCCUUGGUUCAUUCUCUGUGAAGCCUGUGCUGAGCAGAUUAAAGUACACACUAGUUGGUUUGGGGCUCUCAUUGUUGAUAUGCAUUGUUUUUCUGGUCAACAUUGAUGAGACUCAAAAUGACUCUUAUAGAUCUUAUGAAGAUGAGAUGAGAGUCAUACAUGGAGUCUACAAUGAUGAUUCAGCCAGGUCUUUUGAGCCAGAUGCUUUCUGUGGUGAACCUGGGAAGUCGGUGCUCCCGAACAAGUGCCAGUAGGAUUUAUUCACCGAGACAUGGGUUCGGGUCAGAAGUUUGGCGCUGGACUCGUUCGGAUGCACCGAGUCACGCAUUAGUGUGAUCAUCACCCUUUCGGCGCUCUUUUGGGUGCACUGGCUUCCAUGCAAAUCAUUACGGGUGACCAAGGCACUCAUUAGGGUGAUUACACAAGAGUUGGACUCAUUUCGAUUCACCGAGUCACGUGUUUGAGCCAAGAAUCAGGCGCUGGACUCGCUCGGAUGCUAAUCUCUCAUAAAUUGAGAACUAAUUUGGUAACCGUUUAGUAAUUAUGUUACUA
Messenger RNA from Humulus lupulus (European hop), 1170 nucleotides. RefSeq lists its product as uncharacterized. The record is from RefSeq and is a predicted model, not a curated record. The transcript has 5 exons. Lineage: Eukaryota; Viridiplantae; Streptophyta; Magnoliopsida; Rosales; Cannabaceae. Bases 60 to 872 code for a protein of 270 amino acids.